AUGCGUUCAACCACGACGCCGGCUACGGCAUGGCUCCAGUGCUCCGCUCUGUUGCAUAUCCCCCUCUUCCUGUCUGUUGCCGUUGCCCAGAUGCCUUACAAUCCAACUCGACUCCUCCAUAAUGGCGAUCAUCUCUACGUGUUCCAGCCUUCGUCCCGGUUGCCCAACCAGUUCCAACUCGGAUCCAUCGACGUAUCCGCCAAGUUCGACGCUGCCAGUCCACCGUAUACGACGCUAUACGCAACACUGCCAUUCCUGGACGACACUACUGCCCGUGCAUUCACACCUGUACUCGAUGAUGGCGGGAAUCUGACCGUGUACGCUGGAAACUGCUCACAAGGGGCGAACGGAGGUGAAGUCUGGAGUUUCACCCCCGCUAUCGGGGACAAACAGGGCAGUUGGCUUCAGCACGAUGCAUUAAUUGCCAGUGAGAAGCACGCCGCCACGACAGGUGCAAAUUACCUGAGCAACGGUAUCUCGUUCUCGAGCAUCGUUGGGGGAAAUGCGGCACACACCGGAGCUUACUUCUUCGGCGGCAUGUGUCCAACCUUGGUGGGCGGCUCCAACAGCUGGCAGUCAGCUGCGAACUACUCUAAUCUCAUGGUUAGUUUGCAGCCGUCUGGUGUCACGAACAGUGCCAUCACGUACCAAAUGGAUAUCUCGCCAGGUCGAGGUCCACCAAUACCAGAGGCUGGCUUUACCAUGACCGGACUAUCGCCCACUUACUCGAACCGUAGCGAUGAAUCACAAACUCAACAGCAAAAUUUUGUUCUGGUUGGCGGACACACGAGCGCUGCAUUUAUCAACAUGUCUCAAGUUGCUUUGUUCUCUCUACCAGAACAAGGAUGGACUUUUGUUAACGUCCAACAGCCGGAUGCAUCGCACGCAAGUGUGGUCACGCGUGAUAUCUCAGCUGUCGAUCCGCGCUCAGGACACACCGCUGUACUGUCAUCUAACGGGGACCAAAUCAUCGUUUAUGGCGGUUGGGUUGGAGACAUCGACUCUCCAGCAGAACCACAUCUGGCAGUUCUGAAUGUCGCAAAUGGCUAUGGCGGCAAUGGAGAUUGGCGGUGGGAAAUCCCAGAAACUCCCUCAGGAUAUGGUCCUCCAGGCAACUCUAGCCUCUAUGGCCAUGGUGCUGUCAUGCUGCCUGGUGACGUGAUGAUGAUCACGGGCGGUUACUCAGUCACGACUUCUGCUUCCCAACGACGGAGAGAUACUCUCAAUUCCAACGCCAAAACGUAUUUUCUCAACCUCACCUCCAAUACUUGGAUCACCGACUAUACUCCACCAGCAGGGCCUGCGAUCUCCAAGCCCGUACAGACGGGUCCUUUAUCAAGCUCAGCACAAAAGGCAGGCUUAGGCGUUGGUAUCGGUGUUGGACUGGCUGCAGUAUGCGGGCUUUUCGCCUUCUACAUGUGGUACACUAGGCGGCUACAAAAGCAACGCGAUUUGAGAGAGAAGCAGCUGCAGGAACUCUCGCAUGUCGCUCACAGAUAUAAUAUGGAGGGCUAUUCUCCCGGAUUCGACGGGCGGGAAUGCCAUACAGAUGCAUUGUACCUUGCUGGACAAGAUGGGUCUUACUACUUCCCGCCAGGUAGCCAAGGUGGUCAAGGCUGGAAGAGCUCACAAGGACAAGACGUAGAGAGAACAGGUCUUCUUCUUGAGAUUCCUAGCCCCACCCGGGGAUUGCGUCGCAGUCUGAGCGGAAGGCCGGCCUACGCAAUGGGUAUCGUACGGGGUCCGGGUCAAAUCCACCCUAUUGACGAGUUGGAGGAGGAAGAAGAAGAGGAAGAAGAAGAAGAAGAAGAAGGAGGAGAAAAAAGAGAAGAAGAGAUCGAGAAGGCUACUGACGAGUCCGAGCGAUACGAGAUGAGCGAGCGAAAGGUCAACCAAGUACCGUCGGUGUUUGACAACGCACCACAACUUGAUCCCUUCUGCAAUGGUCCGCGCCAGGACAGCACAAGGAAAACCAUCCUUCGUUCCGCGUCUUCUUCUUCUGUGCUGGAUGAUGUCGGAGAUUACGACCAGCAAAUGACUGAAUGGCCUGGACCCAGUUCAGCUGCAGCUCGGCGCUCGAACACAGUCUCCACCGGUCGUUUGUCACCUGAAAAAUCAUCAGCUGACGAGCGUACGAACUCGAAUCUCAGCGAACGAAGUACGCGGUCAAACUUGUCGUGGACUCCUUCGCAUGGAAGUCUUGCGAGGAGUGCGUCUGUACGCGCAGCCGUCGUUACAACGACCCCUCAAGUCAACCCCUUCCGAUCCCCACAUGCUAGUCCAGCCCACGACAGGCCACGCCGAUACAGUGAGAAUGUUACAAAACCUUCAGCACAUCCACGAAAUCAGUCUUUCAGCAGUAUUCGUAGCACCGGCUGUGCAGACAUUGAUUCUUUUAGAACUGUGCAAUCGUCUUUCGCCCACCUUCAAGCCGAAGGUGAAAACUUACUUGGCGGCAACCCGGAGCAGAUUCGUCCAGAGACCUCUUCAACCUCAAAUGGAUCGAGCUCCCACACACCGGGAGAUGCCGAGGCAAGCAACAGUCGCGCUACAACAACCACACCAGCGACGUCGUACAUGGUGGACAUGCUGCGACCAGAGAGUCGCGAUGCAAGGAAAAGCUGGUUAGGCAGCGUGAGAAGGGUGCUACGAAGAUCGGCCUCAGGCGCUGAUCGAACUCGAUCGCUCAGCAACACAGUCUCUUAUCACGAACGUUACACGGACAACCCGGCCUUACCAGUUGAGGUUUCAGCAAUCAACAGCCACAAGCUAACCUUUUCAAAUGUGCCACCUCGACGUGCCGCCUCCGACGCAAGCUUCUGGAAGAGUAGGAGAGGAAAACAGGACUGGGAAGAAGAGCUUGAAAACCGAUGGGCACGCAACAGUGGAGACGAUUGGGGUGCACCAGAAGAUAUUGCCCGCGCAGAAAAGGAUCGCUUACGCCAAGAAUGGCGAGAACGAGGCAAUUUGUUGGUGAAUUUGACAUCUGACGACGAACUACCUACCCCACGCACACCGAUAGCGCCGAGCGAAUUGGGCAUUCCGAUUGCAGAUCACCGGCCUUGUACGCCUGCAGAUGAAGGAGACUGGGAUGUUGAGGCUGCAGUCGAGCGUCGCGUCGUUCAGGUUAUGUUCACGGUACCCAAAUCUAGGCUUCGUAUUGUUAACGCCGAUCCCGAUGGGUCGAGCAUCCUGUCACUAUCUCACGAGAACUCCAAUGAGAAAGAAGACUUCCAGACAGGAGAUGCGAGUGGCUCCCCUAACCGAGUCAAGGAUCUCGCUGGCAAAUUCGAGCAGAUAUCAAGCACGGGAACCUCGUCACCAAGAACGACGCCAAAGGCUAGCCCAAUACCUAGCCCGUCUCCAAGCGUGAAGAGCAUGAAGAUUAGGGCCAGGCGGAGUUUGACAUCGCUAAAUCAGCAGAGCAUGGGGCGUAGCAGUGCAAAGAGCCCUCUGGCAGAAUUCAAGGUGAAGGACAACAUUUUUAAAGAGUAG
This is a messenger RNA of Ascochyta rabiei, 3495 nucleotides long. RefSeq lists its product as uncharacterized. Gene Ontology annotation, molecular function: protein binding. The transcript has a single exon. The coding region runs from base 1 to 3495 and encodes 1164 amino acids. The record is from RefSeq and is a predicted model, not a curated record. Lineage: Eukaryota; Fungi; Ascomycota; Dothideomycetes; Pleosporales; Didymellaceae.